Molecule: messenger RNA, 2162 nt
Organism: Dendrobium catenatum
Lineage: Eukaryota; Viridiplantae; Streptophyta; Magnoliopsida; Asparagales; Orchidaceae
Product: transcription factor BIM2
Exons: 12
Coding region: 219-1760 (513 amino acids)
Biological process (GO): DNA-templated transcription
Molecular function (GO): DNA-binding transcription factor activity; protein dimerization activity
Source: RefSeq, a predicted model, not a curated record
UCCCAGAAUUCCCUGCAUUUUCCCUCCCUUCCUCUUCUCUGGCUUUACUGGUUAGGGUUUCAAAGCGCUCUUCUUCAUCUGCAUCUGAAUUCCCAGUUGAAUUUCAUGCGCAUCACUGUGAAAAAUUCAACAGCGCAGUUCAUUUCCUUGCAAUUCAAUAGAAAACCUAUUGAAUUUUAGAGAAAAUCGAACUAAAAUAGAGAGACGGAAGUGUACAUAUGUUAAUGGAGCUGCCAGGUAAGAAGAAAACUCGCGAUUUGCUCUCGCUUUAUACGAAGGAAUCCUCCUUCCAGCUCCAGGAUUCAAGACCCCAUGCUCAAGGAUUUUUGAUGAAGACGCACGACUUCCUGCAGCCGCUUGAAACGGCGGACGACGAGAAGACGCACAAAGGACCCACGCAGCGGACGACGCACGUGCUGCCGGGUGGGAUCGGCACGUACAGCAUCAGCCACGUGUCGAGCGGCGCCAGCUCCUUCGCAGUUGUGAAGCCGGAGUCCAACACGUGCGGGCCCGACGCCGCUUACGCUUUCCCGGUUUGGGACGCUGCGAAGGAACCCCGGCCCACUACAGGGCAGUGGCCGUCAACAUUCGCCGCCCUCAGCCCCCCGAGCUUCGGAUCACUUGCCUCAUCAAGGAACAGCGAAUUCCCCGAUAAGAAGCAACGAUUUAUGGAGUCUGCCUCGAGAUUCAGCAAGGGUUUCGAAGAGGACGACGACGACGAUGAGGAGUUCGGAAAGCGAGAAAGCUCUUCCCAUAAAGAUCUAACCGUGAAGAUUGAUGGGAAAACCGGCGAGCAGAAGGCUUGUACGCCACGGUCAAAGCAUUCUGCGACAGAGCAGCGUAGGAGAAGCAAAAUAAAUGAUAGGUUUCAAAUACUCAGAGGGCUUUUGCCAAACAGCGAUCAGAAAAGGGAUAAAGCUUCAUUUCUCCUGGAGGUUAUCGAAUACAUCCAGUUCUUACAGGAGAGGUUACAAAAAUAUGAGUCGAUGUACCCUGGAUGGAGUGAUGAAACAGCCAAACUAAUGCCUUGGGUAAAGGUCUAUUUUAGGUCAUUCUGGAAAAAUUCACGGAACAAUCACCAUGGCUCUGGCGAUGGCAUGAUUGAUCCUCAAGUGUUGAAGAAUGGUGCUUCUUCUGGAUUACUGAUGUCUGAUAGUAGCAUUCCAGUUGCACCAUCAAUUCUUUCGUCUUCUCAAAAUCCAACGGAAUCUGAUUUGAUUGCUGGUGUUUCUUACAAAGAAUUGGAAAACCCUAAUGGUUUUUCAAAUAAGGUUGCAGCUUCACCAGCUUCUUUGCAGCCAAACUUGUACCCUUCCAUAGGAAGAGGGACUGGUGAUGUUAGCCAUCCUCAGCAAAGAUUGAUUCCUGAAACAGUUUUCACAGGAUCCCAGUCUGAGUGGUUGAGAUCCUCAUUCCCUACUGGUUGUAAUGUCAGCAAUGAUGAAAUAAAUGCACAGGAGUUGACAAUCGAUGAGGGCACAAUUAGUGUGUCUUCUGAAUAUUCUCAAGGGCUUUUAAAUACUCUUAGCCAAGCUUUACAGAAUUCAGGCAUAGAUCUUUCACAAGCUAGCAUUUCUGUACAUAUUAACUUGGGGAGGAGAGCAAGUGUUAGCAGACGUAAUGCUUCAAGUAUGGCUGCUCCAAAGGAACAGGAUGAGCCAUUAUCUAGCAACCUUGUAAUGAACUCUACUAGGUCAGGGAACAGGAGCGAUGAAUCAGAGCAAGCAACAAAAAAACACAAAUUAGAUCAUCAUAACUAAAUGCUAACUCGAUACCGAGUUAUGUACAUGCUGCUCUACCUGUGUGGUUGAUUAUACCAAACCCAAGGCACGAGCAUUCUUUCAUUUGUCCUUUUUUAACUCUUCUCUAAAAGGACAUUACAGUACAAAAGCUCAGAAGCUGCUUUUUGUAUCAUACUUCUUCCAUUCAUAUAUAUAUAUUAGAAGAUUCACUUCUUUGUUAUAAUGUAUUCCAUUGUUGUAUGCUUUCUUCUGUAUUUAUUGGGCUGUAAUUUGUGGUUAGGAGGGUAAUCAUAUAAGUCUCUUUCUCUCUGACUGUAAAAUGAUUGUUUUGUUUGCUUAGUUUUUGUAAGAGUGGUUGAACUUUUUUGGUUGAAGAACUCAUUGCUCCAAAAGCAAAAUUCAUUUUUUUCUGACGCAAAA